Messenger RNA from Cervus elaphus (red deer), 4848 nucleotides. It is a transcript of the gene ELOVL6, whose product is annotated as ELOVL fatty acid elongase 6. Bases 169 to 963 code for a protein of 264 amino acids. Gene Ontology annotation, biological process: sphingolipid biosynthetic process; fatty acid elongation, monounsaturated fatty acid; fatty acid elongation, saturated fatty acid. Gene Ontology annotation, cellular component: endoplasmic reticulum membrane; endoplasmic reticulum. The transcript is spliced from 5 exons. Gene Ontology annotation, molecular function: fatty acid elongase activity. The record is from RefSeq and is a predicted model, not a curated record. Lineage: Eukaryota; Metazoa; Chordata; Mammalia; Artiodactyla; Cervidae.
AGACAAGUAAAAAGGGUGAUGGACAAACGUGCGGGCACUAAGACCGCAAGGCAUUCAUUUCCUCCUACGGUGGAUGCGGACGCCGGGAGGAGGAGAGUCCCGGAGAGAGGAGCUGCGAGCCGAGGCGCAGAGAACACGUAGCGACUCCGAAGAUCAGCCCCAGUGAACAUGAGAGUGUUGACUCUACAAGAAUAUGAAUUCGAAAAGCAGUUCAACGAGAAUGAAGCCAUCCAGUGGAUGCAGGAAAACUGGAAGAAAUCUUUCCUGUUUUCGGCUCUGUAUGCUGCCUUUGUCUUUGGUGGUCGGCACCUAAUGAACAAACGGGCGAAGUUUGAACUGAGGAAGCCAUUAGUGCUCUGGUCUCUGACCCUUGCAGUCUUCAGUAUAUUCGGUGCUCUUCGAACUGGUGCUUAUAUGGUGUACAGUGUGAUGACCAAAGGCCUGAAGCAUUCAAUUUGUGACCAGGGUUUUUACAAUGGACCUGUCAGCAAAUUCUGGGCUUAUGCAUUUGUGCUAAGCAAAGCACCCGAACUAGGAGAUACAAUAUUCAUUAUUCUGAGGAAGCAGAAGCUGAUCUUCCUGCACUGGUACCACCACAUCACUGUGCUCCUCUACUCCUGGUACUCCUACAAGGACAUGGUCGCAGGGGGUGGUUGGUUUAUGACGAUGAACUUUGGCGUGCACUCUGUGAUGUACUCUUACUAUGCCUUGCGAGCGGCGGGUUUCCGCGUCUCCCGGAAGUUCGCCAUGUUCAUCACCUUGUCCCAGAUCGUUCAGAUGCUGAUGGGCUGUGUCAUUAAUUACCUGGUCUUCCAAUGGAUGCAGCAUGACCAGUGUCACUCCCACUUUCAGAACAUCUUCUGGUCCUCACUCAUGUACCUCAGCUACUUUGUGCUCUUCUGCCACUUCUUCUUUGAGGCCUACAUCGGCAGCAAGAUGAGGAAAGCCAGGAAGGCUGACUAGUGUCGGAACUGAGGAGGAAGCCGUAGCUCAGGGUCAUCAAGAAAAACAACAGACAAAAGAAAAUGGCACAAGGAAUCACAAAUGGUGCAGCUAAAACAAAACAAGACAUAUGAGCAAACACACAACCCAAGGCAGCUUAGGGAUAAUUAGGUUGACUUAACCCAGUAAGUUAGUGAUCCUUUUUGGGUGAGGACUCACUGAGUACACCUCCAUCUCAAAGGACUGCUGCUGGAAGACCCCAUUCCCUCUUUAUCUGUCAACUCUAGGACAAAUGAGAGCAAAGUGGGCCAGAGGCAGAGAGAGAGAAGGCAAACAAGCUAUUAACAGUAUAUGGAAAAAAUGAGUUUACUAAGUGUUAAAUUUCUCUAAGGAUCAAAGAAGUUUACUUAAAAACCACGUGAGCACAUACAUACAAUCCUUUCUAAUCUCUUUUGACACUAAACUGGAGCCAACAGAAAAAGUAAAAACGGAAGAGACAUGGGGUGUAUAUCUAGAAUAACGCUUUUGCAAAAUUGAAAGUACUUUUAAAGAAAGGUUACUGGCUGUAGCCCCCGUGAGAAAAGAUGUCUUAAUCACCUCCUGAGAAAACAGAUGAUAAACUAUAUUUCAGCUAAAAGAAAGACUCGUUCCCCUUCAUAGCACAGCCUUAGUCUAGUGAGUUCACCAUAACAAAAUGAGGCACAAUAUUUUCCCAGGGCUCUCCCCGGGAGGAAGGAGGCAAUGCAGCCCGACUCCUGAAAGGGCAGCUCCGAUCUCAGCAUUUCUGAUAGUUUUCUCCUACCCCUAAAUGAGGUAGGACACAGCAUCCUUUGUUCAGUUGCCUUGGGCUUUCAAACAGAAGAAUAAAUACAGAAUAGAAAACAGACAACUCAACCAAAUUAUUUGAAAAAUAGACUCUUACCUGUAAAAAGUUGCGGCCCUGUACCGAAGUUCUUGGGAAAGAUCAAUGAGCCGAAGAUCAAUAUGAGAGACAAUGAGUACGCCCCUCCAUAGUUGACUCCACACAUAACUUUCCAAAUGAAACCCUGCGGUACAGUCCAUAUUUUCUAUAUUUUCGUGAAUUUCACACAGCAGCCCACAGGGCUCUCCUUGAUCUUGGGUGAACACUGUGUUUCUGCAUCAUCUGCCUUUGCUGAAGCAAUGCAGAGGUGUUUAAAGUGCCCUCUGCUGGUCAAGCAGAGAUACUUUGACAAACACACUUCAUGGCAAGUUGGGCUGAACAGUUGACACACAAAGGGCCCCUUAAAGACUUAUUCAAAUUUUAAAGGAUAUAAAAUAUUCACCAUAUUUUUGGCCAAAUCAGAAGACAUUCUUCCUACUUUGAGUCAGCUUCAGAAAUUUUUUGAAAAGGGACUUAUGCUCUGGAAUUCAGAAAAUCAACUUAUUAAGAGCCAUAUUCUUUAAAAAAAAAAAGGCUAGAUACUAUAAUAUCUGUAAUAUUUCAGUCCUUUACAAGCCAAAUAAAUGUGUAAACAUUCCUGUAUUUCAAAGAAGCAAUUAUGUCAAGUUGUUCAAUGUGAUAUAAUAGUAUUCUAAUUGGUUAUAUAGCUUAAUGAUUAGACAAACUAGAUAAAAAUUAGGGGCUACUACACUGCAUAGAUUAGACAUGCAUAACCACACACAUAUACACACAGAGGUGAGGUCCACUGAACUUUAAAGCCCAAAUAAAUAGAAACAUGUUUUCUGGCUAGCAGAAAAAGAAGCCGUUUAGCUUUCUUGCUUUGGGUGUGUACAGAAAAGGGAUUUUUCAAAUUAUUUUUAUAUUAUUUUAGCUUUAAUUGUGCUGUCAUUCAUGAAACAGAGCUGCUCUGCUUCUCUGUCAGAGAUGACAAGGGCUUUAUCAGCAUCUCGUCUAUGUGUGGAAUUGAAAAGAAUAAAGUUUUAUUCCAUUCUGUGUGAAUGGUCUGAACCAUGAACAGAAUCCGUGCAAACCAAGUCAUGACUGAUGGGAUGGAGGGUGGGCUGUAUGCAGGGAAGAGAAGCUGUUAUGUCUGUGUUAAAUUAUUGUGAACAAUCUAUGACGUCUUGACAUUGGUUCAUAGAUGCAUUGAUGGAGGAAUGUAUUAUUAGGGCAAAAACUGACAUAGACUGAAAAGACAAGUCCUGCUAUAACAACUAAUAGAUUAUUAGGAUGCAAAGUGUUAUUUUGAGCUUUGAAAAUACAUGAUACUGUGCAAUAAGCUUUUUUUUCUUAUAACAGAAAAUGAGCAGAAUAAUAAGGAAAAGGCCAAAUAACAGUUGACUUGAAUUUAACUGAAGGACAGUUAGAGCUUAUUUGGUUGAUUUAAUUUAAUGAUUUAAUCCUUGAUUUAUCAGUGAUCCUUUAAUGCAGGUUAGAAUAAGGAAAUAAUCAUAGACCUUAAACAGAUUCUGAUGCUUCCAAAGCACUUUCAUCUUGGUACAGGUUCAUACUUGUGUCUACUUAUGAAGUAAUUUAGAAAUUUUGUUUACAGGUUGAAUGUCUAAUAAAUAGUUUUAAAAUUAGUUAAAUAUAUCUAAAGGCAUUUCCGAUGUUUAUCAUGGGAGGGGGGGAAAUCACACCUUUAAAAAAAUUGAAAUUCUGCUAUUAUAGGUUCAACACACUGUUUUUAACAUCUCAGCUUAAGUGAUUAAUUCUAUUAAGAUAUGAGGCUGGACCACUACCCCUUGGCAAAUCUGAAGCCUAUCAGAGAAUUGACUGCCACAUAGAUAAUCCUGCUUUCACAUAACAUUCCAGAAAAACUUAGGCAGGCAAGUUUUUAUAGCUGCCCCACUAUGCUGCAAUAGAUUUCCUUUCUAUUGAAGAUUUUCCACUGUACUUCAAUUCCAGUAUCAUGAAAACAUUCCUGGAUUGAAAAAAUUUUUUAAACCAGAUCUUCAUUUCAGACAUAAAUACAUGCAAUUUGAUACACAAGGUCUGAGCAUCAACCCAAGUCUAUGAGUUUGCAGUGAAAAACAUUCUAGUGAGAAAUGCUCUAUUCAUAGAUCAGGAGGUUUUAUCUGGACCUUCUAAUUUUGCUCAUGAGAACAGAGCCACUACUAUAUUCAAGAAUCAUGUAUUGAGAUGAUUAUUCCAGUUAGUUUACUCCCAUCCUUCUAACCAUCUGUCCCCCUUCUCCAGGGGAUCUUCCCGACCCAGGGAUCAAACCCACAUCUCCCCCAUUUCAGGCAGAUUCUUUACCGUCUGAACCACUAGGGAAAACCUUCUAAUUAUACGCUGCUAUAAACAUGAGGGGACAGGGACAAUACAUUCAUAUACGUUGCUGAUGGGGAAAGAAAAAAUUAUAUCCCCAUCAUUUCUAUUAAUGUGGCUCUGAGUCUGGAACUUUACUGAGUGGGGUUUUUGCAGAACGGGAUGGAAGAACACUUCUAGGAAAGAGACUCACAAAAAAAAAAUUUUUUUUUAAUCAGCUGUGGUAUCAUUAUCAUAAGAUAAAACCUGUCACAUUAAGAACAACAAAGCACUUGGAAUAAACUACACUGGAGUAGAAUACUCCACAAGUCUGGUCUGGUUCCAGACUGCUGGGUUACCAGGGAGAAAUAAGCUCAGGUUGCUAUCUAUUACGAGAGAACAGCCUUUCUUCAGACACAACUAAGCUCCAGCACGCUUUCCCCCCCCAGUUUGGUUAAUGAGUGAAUCUUCAACAUAGUUGUUGGGUUGGUCAUGUGCUGACUCGGAGAGGGCUGUCAGGACAGUGGAGAUGGUCAAACAGACCACCUCCCUGAGUUCAGUGCUUUGACUUGUGUGCGCUUGGUCUGUGCCUGUCCCUUAGACACUUCUUUCCCUGAAAAUGUUUCCAUCCUGAAAAGUACAAUUGUGUGAGAGCUUUAUGAUGAAAGUCUAGUGGUCCGAUCUUUUUGUUUUCAAUAAUAAAUAUUUUGCUAUCAAUUCAGGAUGGUAGUAGA